Molecule: messenger RNA, 617 nt
Organism: Cicer arietinum (chickpea)
Lineage: Eukaryota; Viridiplantae; Streptophyta; Magnoliopsida; Fabales; Fabaceae
Source: RefSeq, a predicted model, not a curated record
UGCAAAUUAUUUCAAAUCAACAAUAUUCAUUCAUCAACCAAUACUUCUCGCUUGCACACAACUAGAUUCAAGUAAUCAUCAAAGGUUAUUUAAUUUGUUAUAUUAAUUUUUUUUUGUUAACACAAAAUUUGAUCAUAAGAUGGAUAGUACCUUAGGUGACAUGUUAUUGAAGGUGGUUAUGUUCUUCCUAGUCCAAGCUUUGGUGUACCUUAUCCUUUCCAAUUCAUCAAACAUAUUCUCCAAGAACUUGAAGAGAUCAAAUAGCUUCAAGCCGGCGCGAUCCGGAAGUAUUCGCCGAAUGCUGGCUUUUCUCUCCGAUUUUCCUCCGGAAGGAGAACCAUCUCCUUCUACAAAAAAUCCUCAAUCACAAGGCACUCAGAGUAAUUAGAAUCAACUUUGAAUUAUGACAAAGUCAUAGACUCUAGCUUUAUGUAAAAUAUUUAUCAUUUACAAUUCUAUGAUCAUUGUGAGUGUAGAGGUUAUAUUGUAAAAUUAGUUAAACAAUUCUAGUUAAAUUAUUUGUUUGGGGGUCUUUAAUUCUUUUAUUCAUUUGUAUUUUUUAAUCAUAUGAUGUAAUAUAUUCAUGAAUGAUGAAUGAAAUUUGAUUUUUCAUUUUU